This is a messenger RNA of Mustela lutreola (European mink), 2860 nucleotides long. It is a transcript of the gene ITGB2, whose product is annotated as integrin subunit beta 2. Gene Ontology annotation, biological process: integrin-mediated signaling pathway; cell migration; cell-matrix adhesion. The coding region runs from base 127 to 2475 and encodes 782 amino acids. Lineage: Eukaryota; Metazoa; Chordata; Mammalia; Carnivora; Mustelidae. Gene Ontology annotation, molecular function: integrin binding; amyloid-beta binding. The transcript is spliced from 16 exons. The record is from RefSeq and is a predicted model, not a curated record. Gene Ontology annotation, cellular component: focal adhesion; cell surface; integrin complex.
CACUUCCUCCAGAGCAGCUUGGAACAGGAAGCACCGUGCCCUCCCCAUCGGGGCUCGCCGGCUCGACCGCUCAACCGUGCAGCAGCCGGUACCGACGAGGCUGACGCCCCUCCCUGCCCAGCCAGAAUGCCUCACCGAAGUCACCAGGGCAUCAGCGGGGACAUGCUGUGCCAGCGCGCCCUGCUGCUCACACUGGGGGCUCUGCUCUGCCUCUGGUCGGCCCUCUGCCAGGAGUGCACCAAGUACAAAGUCAGCACGUGCCGGGAGUGCGUGGAGUCGGGCCCGGGCUGCGCCUGGUGUCAGAAGCUGAACUUCACCGGGCUCGGGGAGCCGGACUCUGUUCGCUGCGACACCCGGGAGCAGCUCCUGUUGAAGGGCUGUGUGGCUGACGACAUCAUGGACCCCAGGAGCCUGGCUGAGACCCAGGGGGACAGGAAGGGCAGCCAGCAGCAGCUGUCCCCACAGAAAGUGACACUCUACCUGAGACCAGGUCAGGCGGCUGCCUUCAAUGUGACCUUCCGGCGGGCCAAGGGCUACCCCAUCGACCUGUACUACCUGAUGGACCUCUCCUACUCCAUGCUGGACGACCUCAUCAACGUCAAGAAGCUGGGGGGCGACCUACUCCGGGCCCUCAACGAGAUCACCGAGUCCGGCCGCAUCGGCUUCGGGUCCUUCGUGGACAAGACGGUGCUCCCCUUCGUCAACACGCACCCCGAGAAGCUGAGGAACCCGUGCCCCAACAAGGAGAAGGAGUGCCAGCCUCCCUUCGCCUUCAGGCACGUGCUGAAGCUCACCAACAACUCGAACCAGUUCCAGAGGGAGGUCGGGAAGCAGCUCAUUUCCGGAAACCUGGACGCCCCCGAGGGCGGGCUGGACGCCAUGAUGCAGGUCGCCGCGUGCCUGGAGGAAAUCGGCUGGCGCAACGUCACUCGGCUGCUGGUGUUUGCCACGGACGACGGUUUCCACUUUGCGGGUGACGGGAAGCUGGGCGCCAUCCUGACCCCCAAUGACGGCCGCUGCCACCUGGAAGACAACACAUACAAGCGCAGCAAUGAAUUUGACUACCCGUCAGUGGGCCAGCUCGCACACAAACUGGCUGAAAACAACAUCCAGCCCAUCUUUGCAGUGACCAAGAGAAUGGUGAAAACCUACGAGAAACUCACCGAGGUCAUCCCCAAGUCGGCGGUCGGGGAGCUGUCGGACGAUUCCAGCAACGUGGUGCAGCUCAUCAAAAACGCCUACAACAAACUCUCCUCCAGGGUCUUUCUGGACCACAACAUGAUCCCCAGCACCCUGAAAGUCACCUAUGACUCCUUCUGCAGUAAUGGGGUGUCACAGGUGGACCAGCCCAGAGGGGACUGCGACGGCGUCCAGAUCAACGUUCCGAUCACCUUCCAGGUGAAGGUCACCGCCUCGGAGUGCGUUCAGGAGCAGUCCUUCCUCAUCCGCGCCCUGGGCUUCACGGACACGGUGACCGUGCACGUCGUCCCCCAGUGCGAGUGCCACUGCCGGGACAUGAGCCAGGACCGCCAGCUCUGCGGCGGCAAGGGCUUCCUGGAGUGUGGCGUCUGCAGGUGUGACGCUGGCUACAUCGGGAAGAGCUGUGAGUGCCAGACGCACGGCCGGAGCAGCCAGGAGCUGGAGGGCAGCUGCCGGCGGGACAACAACUCCAUCAUCUGCUCGGGGCUGGGGGACUGCCUGUGCGGACAGUGCGUGUGCCACCAGAGCGACGUGCCCAACAAGAAGAUCUUCGGGCGCUACUGCGAGUGUGACAACGUCAACUGCGAGCGCUACGACGGGCGGGUCUGCGGGGGCGAGGAGCGGGGCACGUGCGACUGCGGCAAAUGCCACUGCCGGGAGGGCUUCGAGGGCUCCGCGUGCCAGUGCGAGAGGUCCACCCGGGGCUGCCUGAGCGCCGAGGGCUACGAGUGCAACGGGCGCGGCCGGUGUCGCUGUAACGUGUGCGAGUGCGACGCGGGCUACCAGCCGCCACUCUGCCUGGAAUGCCUGGGCUGCCCAUCGCCCUGCGGCCGGUACAUCACCUGCGCCCAGUGCCUGAAGUUCGAGCAGGGCCCGUCGGGGAAGAACUGCAGCGCGGAGUGCGGGAACGUGGGUCUGCUGAGCGCGCCCCCGGAGAAGGGCCGCCGGUGCAAGGAGCGGGACCUGGACGGCUGCUGGGUCACCUUCACCCUGCGGCAGCGGGCGGGCCGGGACAGCUACGACAUCCAUGUGGACGACAGCCGAGAGUGUGUGGGGGGCCCCCAAGUCGCCCCCAUUGUGGGUGGCACUGUGUCUGGCGUUGUGGCCAUCGGCAUCCUUCUGCUGGCCGUCUGGAAGAUUCUGACCCACGUGAGUGACCUCCGCGAGUACAAGCGGUUCGAGAAGGAGAAGCUCAAGUCCCAGUGGAACAAUGACAACCCCCUUUUCAAGAGUGCCACUACAACAGUCAUGAACCCGAAGUUUGCCGAGAGCUAGGGCGCUCGGUGAACCAGGCGGAAACAGCCCAGCUCGCAUCUCCUCCAGGGACGGGGUCACAGUCCCCGACAAGUUCACCCAUUAACCUGAAACCCCACUGUCGUUUUCUGCUCUUGAGAUAAUAGGUAUGGUCGGUGACAAUAUGGACGUGUCCGAAGGGACAGCCUCCCCCUUCUGACGCGUCCAACCUUGUAGUAGAGACUUGAAGAAGGAAUCGCUUGGGUCUUACGAGGUUCGGUGCGUUUUCCUAUAAAACUUAGAGUGGCAAUCUCACUGUGGCACAGAUUUAUUUAUGUUCGAACUUACUGUGGUAUAAAAUCACCUUCCGUUGGUGACGUGUUUCCCAAUCGUGUGUAUGGAAGAAAUAAAGAAAACUUCAGGUGAG